This is a messenger RNA of Rotaria socialis, 231 nucleotides long. The record is from the annotation of a GenBank genome assembly. Lineage: Eukaryota; Metazoa; Rotifera; Eurotatoria; Philodinida; Philodinidae.
AUUGGUAGGUUUCUUUGGUUUCAUUCUCGAAUUUCAGAUAAUAGUAUUCAUAAUUAUAGAGAGAGCAUCAUCGAAUUUACUACAACAAUCAUUUGAAGAGGUUCCAAUCCAUCGUAGUGGUGCUACACGAACAGAAGAUGCAGAACUUGGAGAACUACGUGAGACUGUUGCUCUUCUCACAGCUCAAUGUACUCAACUAGAUGAAGCUAAUCGAGCAUGGCAACAAUAUCA